AUGUUGACUACUGAGCUGUCUGAAGCAGAUGUCUCCGGCUUGAGAGCCAACAAGGAGAGACUGCAGGACUGGAUACACCAUAGCUGUCAAUGGGGAUCGGGGGUUAGAUGGGGAGACCAUCCAACCGAGACAGGCAUGGCCCGUCUCGCACUAUCGCAAGAGGACAAGCAAGUUCGAGACUGGUUCGUGGAGACGACCAAGGCACUCGGAUGCAAGGUCACGGUCGAUAGCAUGGGGAACAUCUUUGCUGUCCGGCCCAGCAGGAGAGCAGAUGUGCCGGCAACUUUCAUCGGAAGCCAUCUAGACACACAGCCCACGGGCGGGAGAUAUGACGGUAUCCUCGGCGUGUGCGCCGGUAUCGAGAUGCUGAAGGUCCUCGAGGAGAAAGGGAUUGAAACUGAGGGCGGUGUUGGUGUCGUGAACUGGACAAACGAAGAGGGAGCCCGUUUCCCCAAGAGCAUGAUCUCUGCCGGUGUCUGGGCCGAGAGCAUACCUCUGGAGACUGCACAUUCUCUCCUCGAGGUACCAACCGUCGCGUCUCUCCCAUCGGCCGCAUCAGCCCCUGAGUCGAUGAAAUCCGCUCUAGAGAAGAUCAGCUACCUGGGCACCAUUCCAUGUUCAUACAAAUCCUCCCCCAUGGCUGCCCAUUUCGAACUUCACAUCGAACAGGGACCUCAUCUCGUCACUGCUGGCCAGCAUGUCGGUGUCGUCACCGGAGUACAGGCAUACCGUUGGUACCGCAUCAACGUAACCGGAAGAGACUGCCAUACAGGCAGCACUGCUUUCCGACACCGAGCUGAUGCCAUGUACGCCUCUGCAAGAAUGAUGGUUCGUGCCCGUGAAGUGGCUGAUAAGCACGGCUGUCUUGCCAGCGUUGGAAUAGUCGACGUUAAGCCAGGCAGCGUCAACACUGUUCCGGGAUUCGUCAGUUUCAGCUUCGACAUCCGUGGUCCAGAAAUAGAGGAUGUAGAGGUCGUGGAUGCUGCAUUGAGGAAGGAAUUCGAUGCUAUUGCCGCCGAGGAAGGGAAGGAGAUAGGUAAACCGUGCCGUGUAGAGUGGCAGCUUGACUUUGAAACUCCGGCCACGAAGUUUGAUCCCAGCUGCAUCGAGUGCGUUACCGAGUCAGCCAAGGCUGUGGUGGCCGAUAAACCGAACCCGGAGUCUCUGUAUAGAACUAUUCGCAGUGGAGCUGGACAUGAUAGCGUGUUCACUAACAAGAGGGUCCCCACGAGUAUGGUGUUUGUUCCGUGCAAGGACGGAGUCAGUCAUCACCCAGAGGAGUUCUCCUCCGCCGAGGACUGUGUGAAUGGCGCGUCUGUCAUUUUACAAGCUGUCGUCAGAUAUGACCGGAGGAGAUUCCAGUAG
This is a messenger RNA of Arthroderma uncinatum, 1365 nucleotides long. Its product is annotated as N-carbamoyl-L-amino acid hydrolase. Bases 1 to 1365 code for a protein of 454 amino acids. The transcript is spliced from 3 exons. Gene Ontology annotation, molecular function: hydrolase activity, acting on carbon-nitrogen (but not peptide) bonds, in linear amidines. NCBI's taxonomy places the organism in Eukaryota, Fungi, Ascomycota, Eurotiomycetes, Onygenales, Arthrodermataceae. The record is from RefSeq and is a predicted model, not a curated record.